Caenorhabditis auriculariae is the source of this 4315-nucleotide messenger RNA. Lineage: Eukaryota; Metazoa; Nematoda; Chromadorea; Rhabditida; Rhabditidae. The record is from the annotation of a GenBank genome assembly.
AUGGUGAACGAAACGUGGACGACGGCUACGAUGCCCGUUCAACACCCGCCGGAACCUAUCUUCUCAGACUACGUCGAGAUGAUCUCCCUAGUGGUCAUGUUCGUCGUCGGAGCGCCAUUGAAUCUCGCGGCCUACACACAGGUGAUUUUUGUGGCCAAUGAAAGAUGGGGUAUGCUUGGGAAUUUUAGAGUGGUCCUUAUAGGGGCUAGGAGGAAAACAGCCAUUAUAAGGGCCGGAAAAGUGGUCUCUCUAGGGUUAAAACCAAGGCGAUCCUUAUAGGGGUUAAGGAUCGAACCCCUUAGCCCCUAAAGGUUAAGUGGUCCCUAUAGGUGGUUUCCAAUUUUAUUCGAAAAAGGUUAUUUCUUUAGUUUUGCGCUUCUUCUGCGCUAGAUUUCAUUGAAAUGUCCCUUAUAGGACCACUACCAAAAACCCACUAUAGAGACCUUUUUUGCAAGCUUUAUUGGCCCCUAUAGAGGCUGGUAAACUUCUCUCUAGAUAUGACUCUCCAAGGGCCUUAUAGGGACUAGAGUUUCUGGAGUUUCCAAGUGCCUUAAAUUUACGCUUCAAACAUUUUUUAACCAAUUUCUCUCCUUUCAAUCGAGUUCUACCAGAAACUUGAUAGUCUAGUGUUAUUUUGACAUUACUUUGACCUUAAAAAGCGGAAUUUCAAUUUUCAAAAAAUUUCUUCUCUCUCUCGAGAAAUGUCGUUUAAUUUUCUAUGGCAGGCUUUUUUUGGUUUUCUCAUCUCCUUCUGAAUACGAAACGACUGAUUAAGUCUUCCUGUCGUUUUCGUUCUCUUCAUUUAUUACUCAAAGAACGAAAAUUGAUGAUUCUAUAGGACAUCAUGGAGCGAAAUGAUGUUUUAAUAAGACGUUAAAGAAGUGGAGGCUAUUUUGAAGGGCUCAACUCUAGUGACCACUAAAGAGGUUCCUGAAGGCUGAAGUGGCCAACCACCUCUAUAGAAGCCGCUAACUUGUGUCUUAGUGGCCGCUAUAGUAGUUUUUAGUGGACCAGUAGCAGUAGUACCACUUAGACCUCUAUAGUGGCCACUAAUUUUUAAGCCCUUAGUGGCCACUAAUUUGACUACUAUAGUGACCUCUGAAACGUCCAAGCCAUAAAGUGGCCACUAAAUUUCCCCCAGUAAACACUCAAGUCUAGGGCAACUGAAGCUUUGAAAGGUCAAAUACUCACAAGUUUUUUAUUCAUAACUUAAAAAGUGUCAGAAAAAUUUCCGGGUAGAAUGACUUUCGUCACAUUUUUCCGGUAGGGCUUCAGAAUACUCUGAGAUUUUCGUCCCGGCUCCCCGAAGAAAAAAGGUGUAAUCUCUUUAAUUCAGCUAGCAGAACGACCCCUCUCAACUCGAUUGGAACUCCUGAAGCGUUCGUUGAACUACUCGGACCUGCUGGUUCUGUUCGUCUACGUUCCUUCGCGGGCUUGCUGGCUCCUGACCUACGAUUGGCGCGGCGGCGACUUUCUCUGCAAAAUCGUCAAGAUGCUCCACACUUUUGCUUUCCAGGUUGGCACCAACAAUAGAUGAAAAGCUUGAAAAAAGGUUAAAAAUAAUAAUGCCGAUUUUUAGACUUUAAAAGGUCUCACAGUUAAAUUCAAACAUUGAAAAAGUCUGCAAAAGAGAUAAGAAUUUUAAACAGGCGAAAUAAAUUUUCAUUUUCUAAAAAUGAAUUUUGAAUUUUUAACGAUAGCCUCACUGACGCUCAUUUCAAAACUCCUUUUUCGAAUUUUUCGGUUUCUGAUUCCCUGGCCUGACAAUAAAGAGCUCACAAUCCUCCUGGGUUUAAAAACAUUCAUCAAGCGGAGUGACUGAGCGAUUGCAAUUUUUAAAAAAGGAACAGAGUUGGGUUUAUCAGAGCGAAAAUCGUGUAUGUUGGACUUUUUAAGGGGUUAGAGAUUCAAAAAAGGCUGCGAAAUUCUGUAACUUGAAAAAUUAUUUCAAACCACCUGAAACUUGGACGUGAAUUAGUCAUUUUCUAGUCUUGGGCGAAUCUGAUGCUAGACCGACAGAACAAAGGUUUUUUGUAAGUAGAGAACCUUUUUAGGUGGGAAAAAAACCUAACCGGUUAUCAGUGAAAUUUCUUUAAAAAGAUUUAAAAUUAGAAAAAGGAAGGUCUCAAAAAAGUUUAUCGACCUUUCUCAACCUCUUAAAAGUUAAAUGUUUGCCUCCGCGGACGCCUUCUGUCGGAUGCACUCCGAAAUUUUGAACUUUUGAGUUUUUUUUUCGCGCGCCCGAUUUGGAUUCUAGCGUAUGCCUAAUCAGAACUUCUGUGCUUGAAACGGGGCGAAUAACUUAUUUUUGAAAGCUAGAAGAAUUUCAGUCGUCAUCGAACGUGAUCGUGUGUAUAGCACUGGACCGUCUAAUGUCGGUUUUGUCAUCAUCGCAUCAUUCUCCGGCAAAAGCCCAACGUCGGACGAAAGCUAUGUUGCUCAUAGGUAAAUUGAAAUGUAGAUAAAAGUAAAUCAUGUAACUCUGCCUAGAAAACUUGCUUUGAAAAUUGAAAUCCUAUCAAAAGCCGAAAAUGAACUCGAUUUUGGAAAGAAACUGUUAGACAAGGAGAAAAUAGAUUUUUGUCAUUUUCUCAGAAAACCAUCCGAAUUUACAAGGGCUUUAUAAAAAGUACAUUACUUCUCUCUAUCCUUCACAAGUUUCCCAUUUUAGCUUGGGCGAUUGCGUUGAUCAUCAGCCUCCCGCAAUUAUACGUCUGGCAGAGUUACCUCGCUCUACCGGACUUCAACUGGAGCCAGUGUCUUCAGGUUGACGCAGUGUUCUUUUUGAUGAAGUUGAAUCUCGAGGUUCAGAUCUGGGAAAUAGCGCGUUUACAAAACGUAUCAAUCGGACCGGAAACGUUCGACGCCGAGUCUUGGUACAGCAUCCUUCACAUUUGCUGCGUUUUCUGGAUCCCCGCCAUGAUUGUUCUUGUUCGUUUUUCCUUUGGUUUUACUGUAACAUAAUAAUUUUCCUUAUCACCUAUGAUAACUAAUUUUUUCGAUUUUCGCCAUUUUAAUCAUAAGCCAGACGGCUAGGUCACGGCGUUCCCAAACGGGGUGGGGAGACGUCAAACACAAUUUGGCGCGAAAUUUGAAAUCUCAAGUACGCAGCCAAAGGCGAUCGAGCAAACAAGUUAUCAACGUUUAAUACUCAGUGUAAUUAUGACGUCAUUUUAUCCGGAACGCGCACUUACUUUUUUUUUUGUAAAUUAAGAAAGUUUGACGCCUCGCUCACCUUCCCUCACCCCAUUAGGAAUGCCGUGAAUAUAGUUUAAGGUCUCUAGACAAUUCCAAAUUUUUGGCCUUAUUUAGUAGGAAACCGUAAGGAGUGCUAGAUCAAAAAGUAAAUAGCCGCGACUCAGAUCAGCUACGUCGUAGUUCUAUCAUGGGUUUGGAUGAACUCGCGGCCUUCGAUCAGCAACAGCAUGUCGGCGCACACCUUCUCCAUCCACACAGGCUGCGAAACGGUCGACACCGUCCUGACGCGAGCUUCUGAAUGGAAUCCCUUGAAGAACUUCUCGCGGAGCCUACAGGUCAAGGACGAGAAGAAAAUGCGUCAGUUGCCUCUUCGAUGAAGCUCCCCACGAUUGCGCCUUACAGAGAACCCGAGAAUCGUCGUUUCGGACGAGUCAUCGGCCCCACUCACCCAGCGACCGUCGAUUUCACCGUCAGAAGCGUCGGCGGUCAUGAGAACCGGCGUCCACAACAGCGCCUCCUACAAUGCUAGUGUUACUCGGUCAGUGGGAACUUGAAGCGAGCUUAGGAACUCCGAAGUGGUCCCUAUAGGGGUGACCUUAGGGGCCCCUAAAGGAACCUCUCUAGAGACCACUAAAUCUUGCAAAGUGGUCCCUAUAGGGGGAUACUAGUCUACUGUUAUGUUAGAAGAAGCCAAAAGGUCAGACCAGAACCCCAUAAGUUUUACUUCUAAAGGUGCACUCUUUAUCUCUGAACCCUAUAAGGACCACUCUGGAGUUCCUAAGAUUCAGAAUAUUUGAGAGAAACUUUUCAAAUCUCAAGAAAGAAUACUUCUAAGUGUCUUCAGAAGCCGAGCACUCCGAGUCUCGUUCCUUCUGGUGGCAGCCUACAUCGUCUGUUGGCUGCCCUACAAUUUGUUGAGCUUGAUUCACUUGCUCGACUCCGGCCUGUUCAACGCCAACCUCAAGAAGGUUUCUCAUGAAUCAACUUAAGGGAUUCUCAACACUUGUUUCAGUUCUACUUCCUACACGAAUUCAUCAUCUUCAACUCGGUCGUCAACCCAUAUUUGUAUGGUCUCUUCGCCAAGAACGACAAGGCACGGUUUCCACGUGUGAAAUAA